Metarhizium brunneum ARSEF 3297 is the source of this 327-nucleotide messenger RNA. RefSeq lists its product as uncharacterized. Lineage: Eukaryota; Fungi; Ascomycota; Sordariomycetes; Hypocreales; Clavicipitaceae. The record is from RefSeq and is a predicted model, not a curated record.
AUGCUUGUCUUGGGGCCGCUUCCGGGUGCCCUCAUUGUUCGUGGAUGGUUUCUGAACACGCAUUGUGCCAUUAUCCAAGGCGACUUUCGCAGCUCGCAUGCCGGCUGCCAUUCCAUUGCGGACAUGGCCGAGAUGGCUUGCGGACUGUGGUUAAAGGAGGUCACGAGAGUCUUCUUCCUCGCGACGUACAUUAUUGUCUGUGCAUCGGGAAUAUUCGACACCUCGGUGGCUCUCGUCGCCUUGUCGAACCAUGCCGCCUGCACAAACUACUUCAUGCUGGUGGCUACCGCCCUGGUGUUUCUCAUGAGCAGUAUUCGCAAGUUUUAG